GAGCCAGGGAGGGAAGAGAGGGAGAGGAGAAAGGCGCGGAGGUCGACUGAGGCCCUGGGAGAUAAAGCUGGAGGGCAGAAAUUAUUAGGGGGCGCGGGUAGAGAGGAAGGGCUCCCAGAGAGCCGGCGUAGCGGGGGAGAGAGUGUGCGCCGAGUGUGUGCCAGCGGCGGGAGGAGUGUGGGGCGCUGGGGACUCGCGCCGACUCGGGCCCAGCGGCAGCAGCGGCGGGCGGACAGCAUGCUGAGCCUCCUGGUCUGGAUCCUUACGCUCUCCGACUCUUUCUCGCAAGGGACCCAGACCCGCUUCAGCCAGGAACCAGCUGAUCAGACUGUGGUGGCUGGACAGAGGGCUGUGCUCCCCUGUGUGCUCCUCAACUACUCUGGGAUUGUUCAAUGGACCAAGGAUGGGCUGGCCUUGGGUAUGGGCCAGGGCCUCAAAGCCUGGCCACGGUACCGGGUUGUGGGCUCUGCGGAUGCUGGACAGUACAACUUGGAGAUAACAGAUGCUGAACUCUCUGAUGAUGCUUCCUAUGAGUGCCAGGCUACAGAAGCUGCCCUGCGCUCCCGGCGUGCCAAACUCACCGUGCUCAUUCCCCCAGAGGACACUAGAAUUGAUGGAGGUCCAGUGAUUCUGCUGCAAGCAGGCACUCCCCACAACCUCACAUGCCGAGCUCUCAAUGCCAAGCCUGCUGCCACCAUCAUCUGGUUCCGGGAUGGGACACAACAAGAGGGGGCUGUGACUAGCACGGAAGUGCUGAAGGAUGGGAAAAGGGAAACCACCGUCAGCCAGCUGCUCAUUGACCCCACAGACCUAGACAUAGGGCGCAUAUUCACCUGCCGCAGCAUGAAUGAAGCCAUCCCUAAUGGCAAAGAGACAUCCAUUGAGCUCGACGUGCAUCACCCUCCUACAGUGACCCUGUCCAUUGAGCCUCAGACAGUGCAGGAGGGUGAGCGGGUCAUCUUUACAUGCCAGGCUACAGCCAACCCUGAGAUCCUAGGCUACAGGUGGGCCAAGGGGGGAUUUUUAAUUGAAGAUGCCCAUGAGAGUCGCUAUGAGACAAAUGUUGAUUAUUCCUUCUUCACGGAGCCUGUAUCUUGUGAGGUCCACAAUAAAGUGGGGAGCACCAAUGUCAGCACCUUAGUGAAUGUCCACUUUGCCCCCCGGAUUGUAGUUGACCCCAAACCCACAACCACAGACAUUGGCUCUGAUGUGACCCUCACCUGUGUCUGGGUUGGGAAUCCCCCUCUUACCCUCACAUGGACCAAGAAGGACUCAAACAUGGGGCCCAGGCCUCUUGGCUCCCCACCCGAGGCUCCUCUCUCUGCCCAGGUCCUGAGUAACAGUAACCAGCUGUUGCUGAAGUCAGUGACCCAGGCAGAUGCUGGCACCUACACUUGCCGGGCCAUUGUGCCUCGAAUUGGAGUGGCUGAGCGAGAGGUGCCACUUUAUGUGAAUGGGCCCCCCAUUAUCUCCAGUGAGGCGGUACAGUAUGCUGUGAGGGGUGAUGGUGGCAAAGUAGAAUGCUUCAUCGGGAGCACUCCACCCCCAGAUCGUAUUGCAUGGGCAUGGAAGGAGAAUUUCCUGGAGGUGGGGACCCUGGAACGCUACACUGUGGAGAGGACUAACUCAGGCAGUGGGGUGCUGUCAACACUCACCAUCAACAAUGUCAUGGAGGCCGACUUCCAGACCCACUACAACUGUACUGCCUGGAAUAGCUUUGGGCCUGGCACUGCCAUCAUCCAGCUGGAAGAGAAAGAGGUGUUACCUGUGGGCAUCAUUGCUGGGGCCACCAUUGGGGCAGGCAUCCUGCUCAUCUUCUCCUUCGUUGCCUUGGUGUUCUUCCUCUACCGACGUCGCAAAGGCAGUCGCAAGGACGUGACCCUGAGGAAGUUGGAUAUCAAAGUGGAGACAGUGAACCGGGAGCCACUCACGAUGCAUUCUGACAGGGAGGAUGACACUGCUAGCGUCUCCACAGCAACUCGGGUCAUGAAGGCCAUCUACUCCUCUUUUAAGGACGAUGUGGAUUUGAAACAGGACCUGCGCUGUGACACCAUCGACACCCGGGAAGAGUAUGAAAUGAAGGAUCCCACCAAUGGCUAUUACAAUGUACGAGCUCAUGAAGAUCGCCCAUCCUCCAGGGCAGUGUUGUAUGCUGACUACCGUGCCCCUGGCCCUGCCCGUUUUGAUGGCCGUCCAUCAUCCCGCCUCUCUCAUUCCAGUGGCUAUGCCCAGCUCAAUACCUACAGCCGGGCCCCUACCUCUGACUAUGGCACAGAGCCCACACCCUCUGGUCCUUCAGCCCCUGGUGGCACUGACACAACCAGUCAGCUGUCCUAUGAGAACUAUGAAAAGUUCAACUCCCACCCCUUCCCUGGGGCAGCUGGGUAUCCUACCUACCGACUAGGCUACCCCCAGGCCUCAUCCUCUGGCCUGGAGAGGACCCCCUAUGAGGCAUAUGACCCCAUUGGGAAGUAUGCCACAGCCACUCGGUUCUCCUACACCUCCCAGCACUCAGACUAUGGCCAGCGAUUCCAGCAGCGUAUGCAAACUCAUGUGUAGAGGCUGGAGCCUGGCUGGGGUAUCUCUGCGGAGCAGAGGAGAAGGCUUUCCAGCUGUUCCCUGACAUUCAGGGGCAUUUUUCAUUGCUCCUUUCUUGGACCCAGCCUUCUUCCUCCUGCCAUUACAAAUAAGGAGCAUAUCUCCCAGAAACACCCCAUACUGAGGAUGGUGCUCUGUGCAUGCCUCAGUCUUCUGGGCCUGCCCGUCUCUCUUCUUUGGGAAGAUGUCUCUUCUGACCUGUGUUCUUGCCUGACCCUAAUGUGGGGGCAGGGUAAAUGAAGGUUUGGAAGAGGAGAGAGGAUACUUUUUAGCAUUCCCUUUCUGUCCCAUUCCUCUGAUAUCCCAUAAGUGGGCAUGAUAUUAUGCAGAGGUAGGCAAGUUUUGACCUAGGGGACAUAAGCAAUGGGAAUAGGUGACUCUAGCCUAAGCAGUUGGAACAUGGGAUAGCCCACCAGUCCCUCUCUUGCUUGCUUUCAUACUCUGUGUUUAUCUCUCCCAUCUCAAGGCGUUGUAAAUGGGACAUUGGGUUUAUUUGGUCUCUUGUCUACAGAACAGCCUUGACAAUGAAUUCAAAUCCAGCUCUCAGUCAGUUGGAGUCAAAAUGCCAGUCACCCUGGCUGCUACUGUGGCCAUUUGUCAGUGUACAGAAGGCUCCAGAAAUCCCCAGUAGCCCUCUGUUCCCUUUCUUCCCCUUUCUGCUGGAACAGUCAGAUAUGUCCUGGUUGUGCUAAAGAAAGAACAGUCACAACCAUUUAUGUUCUGAUUGACCAGCAAGUGACCACUGUGUGCUGCAUGGCAGUUCUCAUAUGUAACACUAGAGGGAGCCGCAUAAGUUCCCUUCUUUCCCAUUUUUCACUCCCACUUCCUGGCUUUAACUCUUGAGCCUGCUUGGGGAGUAAGGUAGAAUAGUGGUGCCGUAGAUUAUUUUUCAAAGAUAACAACAACAAAGCAGUGAAAACUUCAUUUUUCAAGGUUACCCAAAUACAAGUCCCUGUGGAAAGGAAAGGGGUACCUGUUCUCUACCAGGUUCCUAACAUCUUCUGUUGUUACUAGUUCUGUCCCCGAGCACUUUGAAUCCAUUUUGCAUCCAAGUGGUAAGACCUGCCUACAGGUGGGCUCUCAUAGAGUUAGGGAGGCUCCUGACACUUAGACUCUGCUGUCUACCCUGGGCCUCACCCAAGAGGCCCACCUUUCAGGGAGCAUGGAAGGUACUCUAACUAGACAAGUUUUGGGUUUUGUCCUCUCCUCCUGCCCCAUUGGAUCAAUCAGAUUCCUUCUUCCAUCAGUGCCUUGAAUGUCAGGCUUUGGAUGUUGUCUUUGUGUGUGGAGUAGGCACUUACGAGCUUCAGGCUGUUUUGUAUUAAUUUCCAAGGAUGGACAAGUGAAGGGGAUGUGAAGGAAAGAGGGCCUGGAAAUGACCCUAGAGGAGAAGUCCUACUGAUCCAGAUGGAGACCCCAGUGCAGAAGAACACUGCAAGCAUUCCACAGCCCAUGAUUCCUUUUCCCACACAGCAUGCACAUAUGCUUACACACAUUCCAUACUGCUUCUCAUUCACCAUUUUCUGAUCAAAGAAAACCUCUACCCCUGUCCUGGACCCACCUUUUCAUGAAGCUUCAGCCUACCUAGAGUCCACUUCCCUCCCUGAAGCCAGGAGGGGGAUUCUGGUGCAGUUCCCAGAAUACUCCUUGCCUUUUCUCUUAGUCAUGUUUGCUUUAAUGAGUUGCAUGCUCAUUAGCCAUGGGCCAUCACCAUUCUUACAGAUGAGCUUGUGGGGUGACAUUCUCAGCCAUCUUCUUGCUGGUAAGGAUCAGAUAAUAUCCCAGGAAGCAAGCAGUUCCAUUUCCAGUCUGGCAUGCUGCCUCUGAUUUCUCUUCUCCAGCCAGUGUACCCCCAAAGAGUAGGGCCUACCUAGAGUACUAACAAGCUUGCAUCUGUAUUCCAGUUCAGGAGACUCAUACUUACAGAGCUUUUUCAUGAGAGCUCAGCAAGAAGGUAUGUUUAAGACGUAGGUUCUUGUGCAUACAAAGUCAUGCAACUUUAAGUUUCAUUGACACCUGAAACCAUGAAUACUCUAAACACUUUAAGUCUAAAUACAGUGAUGUAAGCGGCAAUAGUCCCUAAAACUCAUCUUGUUUGGGAUUUCGCUUGAUUGUCUUAUCUCUCUUUGAUUUCUAUAGUAGAUUCCUUGCAUUUAAAUGAUAAAAUCAACACUAAGGUCAAGCACCACAGGAAAAUUGUGGCUAUCAAGCACUAUACAAUGCACAGGGUGGUAUCAGCAACUGACACAAUUUUAUCCCCUGCCACUCACACUUUGCAAUCAGAAUCAGUGUGUGAACCUGCUAGAGGCCAAUAGAAGUGCUUGUCUGGGGAGUUGGAGGUCCCUUGAUCACAGGGCUCUUUUGUCUGAGACUGGAGUCUUCCAGCAUGUUGGUAUCACAAUACCUGGUGAUUCUAAGCACCCAUGAUAUUAACAGUAAUACAUGAUAUUAACAGUAAUACACAGAGGUCAAUUGACCCAGGUUCCAGUUCUACAGAUACCACCAUUUGUUGAAUAGCCUUGAUCUCUUUGUUAUCAUUUCCCCCAAUUUUCUGAUCUUCACCUAGAACUGUUCUGUGUUUGAUGUUCAUCUAGAGAAGCAGGGUUUAUAACUGCCCAUCCUUGAGGUAGUCUCCUAUUGAAAUAAGCUUUCACCACAAGUUUCUUGACCCUGUCAGUCACCCAAACCUGAGUGAAAUGAAGCUAUUUGUGCUGCUCUCUUCUUUGCUUAAACAGGUUUCUUGUGGUCAUGGCAAAGUACAAUUUGUUUUCUUUAUCAAAGAGGCAGACAGCAGGUACCUGUGGGGUAGAUAAGAGCAGCUGUCCUCUACUUGGUCUUCUGGAGCAUUCACCUGACCCAAAGACAGCUCCCUCUGCCUACAUAGCAAGGUGAACCCUACAGUCCCAGGAUUCUUGAACCAGAAGACAGGAGUGAAUGCAACUGGCCCUUCCUGCUGAUCCAAAGGGAAGCUGUUAGAGGGAGGAAGGGGUUUAAUUGCUCUAAUUGCUCUGGAUUGCAAGAGGUUCUUUUCACUCAGCAAGCCUUGUUCUUUGUAGAGGGUCCAACCUGCAUGCUGAGUCUUAGCUCCUUCCAAAUCUAACCAUAGAGUUUGCACAAAGCAAAGCCCAUGAUGAAAGAAAGGAAAGUAGCCAGGGAUGUGAGCAAUACUAAACUCUUAGAAAUAUCUGGCUUGGAAUGAGAAAGACAAGCUCAACUACUCCAUCUCUGAGCAAUCUACUCUUCUCAUACCCGCAGCUGCUUUCCUCAUAGGAACAUUUCCUGCCCUGUGGGAUGGAGCACAUUGCAGAAUGUCUUGCCCUCAUGCCAUAAGUGUUCUUAAGUUAGAAUUGGAUGGUCCCUGUAUACUUGACCCAUUCCAUAACAAUCGUAGGCAAUUAGAAUUUGAAGAAAGUCAUGUUAAAGCCAAGACCCUAUUUGGACAUGUGGAGUACACGGACUCUAGUCACUACCUCAUCCUGCUGUGUGAAAGAUUUUGUCCCUAUGGCUGAGCUCCCUGGCCUCCCAAGGCUACCACAAGCUCAAAAACUUGACUUCUCCACCAUUUCAUUUCUGUGUUGUCUGAGCCCAGAUACUGUACAUAUGUAGGCCGUUCUGUGUGCUGGGGGAGUCACCACAAUUAGGGAAGCUCCUGACCCUGGUGAGAGCAUCAUGAAAAGCUGAUAAUAGAACACUGAGGUACAUGAACCUGAAGAUUCCAUUGGAGUGGUAUUGAUUUUGGUGAAAAGGCUAUAAAUCUAUCACGUAAAUAUAGCAUUUCCUCCUCCCUGCCUCCUCCCCCAUUCCCCUGGUAUUUUUCCUCCCCUCAAGGCUAAACUUUCUGAGCAGCAGCAGCUCUCUUUUGACAGCUUGGUACUGACACCAUCUGUAGGCCAGUGGAGAGGACUGAGGUAUGUGACUUGGCAGAGUAUGAAUUUGAGAACUGGGUACAAAAAUCUCAUUUUCUUGUAUCAUUGGGAGGGAGCCCAGCCCCUUUCCUCAGAGAAAAAUAAUUGCUGCACAAAAGUCAUAGGCCGUACUAGAAGUUCUGGUACAAACCCACCCUUAGUAAUAGUAAUAACUUCAUGUGCAUAGUACUUACUCUUGCCAGUCUGCUGUGCCCCAUUCUGGUUCUUUGCUGUCCCUGACCACUAGCCUUUGCAAGGUGGUGGCCUGGUUUUUCUGUUGGUUUCUGGAGUUGUUUAUAGGUAGCCCCUGUGAACAUCAGGAGACUGUGGGGAGAAAACAUUAAAAUUGCUGAUACAAUGAACAGUAAGACAAGCUCUGUAGCAAAAGUGGCCCACAAGAUUGUGCUACCUCCAGGUUUAUCAGGAAGAAGAAGCCCAGGGCUCCUGGAGUCAAAUUUUCUAUCCUGGCUACUUCUGGCAUUGCUAUCCCUAUUUAUGGCUCCCAUUGAAUUUUCUCCACCCAAAUCCCAAUGAUCAAUGAAACAAUGAGGAAAAUUAAGAGAAAGAAAAUAUUAUUUUUGUUAGGCCAAACCAUCGUAGAUUUUUAGCAAUGUGUAUCUGUGUGUCCUUUACACCUUUUCCUAUUCUGACCUUUUCUUUCCUUUU
This is a messenger RNA of Nannospalax galili (Upper Galilee mountains blind mole rat), 7169 nucleotides long. It is a transcript of the gene Kirrel1, whose product is annotated as kirre like nephrin family adhesion molecule 1. Gene Ontology annotation, cellular component: cell-cell junction. The coding region runs from base 238 to 2559 and encodes 773 amino acids. Lineage: Eukaryota; Metazoa; Chordata; Mammalia; Rodentia; Spalacidae. The record is from RefSeq and is a predicted model, not a curated record. Gene Ontology annotation, biological process: cell-cell adhesion. Gene Ontology annotation, molecular function: cell adhesion molecule binding. The transcript is spliced from 15 exons.